Molecule: messenger RNA, 894 nt
Organism: Penicillium cataractarum
Lineage: Eukaryota; Fungi; Ascomycota; Eurotiomycetes; Eurotiales; Aspergillaceae
Product: oxidoreductase, short-chain dehydrogenase/reductase family
Exons: 7
Coding region: 1-894 (297 amino acids)
Molecular function (GO): oxidoreductase activity
Source: RefSeq, a predicted model, not a curated record
AUGUCAUCUCCAAUGGGUGAGCAUGGUGCGUUCAAGGCGUCACCAGUAGCACAAAGUCAAUCGAAGCCUGGUCUGGAGAGUAAAUUAGCAUUCCCGAGCGAGUCGAGCAAAUUGGAAGGACCAGGGGACUUUGUUGAGUAUGCCGGUUCGGGGAAACUCAAAGGGAAGAAGGCUCUCAUCACUGGAGGGGACUCUGAAAUUGGCCGCUCGGUUGCCAUUCUAAUGGCAAGAGAGGGAGCUGAUAUCAGCAUUGUAUUUCUCCCGGCAGAGCAAGUGGAUGCAGAGACCACCAAAGACCUGGUGGAGAAGGAGGGUGUCCAUUGCCUUCUUAUCUGCGGAGACUUGAGAGACCUGGAUUUUUGCCGUGAGGCCGUGGAGAAGCAUGUAGCAAAGUUCGGCAAAGUCAACGUACUCAUCAAUAAUGCGUCGAAACAAUACAUUUGCAAGGAUUUCUCUGAGAUUGAUCUCGAGAAAACACAGGAUAUUUUUAAAACCAACAUCAUCCAGAUGAUUGCCAUGGCGAAGUUCGCUCUCCCUCAUAUGUGUCGAGGCGAUUCUAUCAUCAAUACUUCCUCUGUCGUAACAUUCCGAGGAUCAGGUACAAUGGUCGACUACGCUGCAACCAAAGGCGCCAUCAUCGGCUUCACUAAAUCGCUAGGGGCGCAUUUGAUCCCGAAAGGCAUUCGUGUCAAUGCCGUUGCACCAGGCGCAAUCUACACACCUAUCCAAGUUGACACCCGUGAGGCUGAACAAAUGGAGGGUUGGGGUUCAAAAGCAGGUCUAGGUCGACCCGGCCAGCCCAGUGAGGUUGCAACCAGCUUCGUAUUCCUGGCGAGUGCGGAUGCUUCACUGUAUUACGGGCAGGUUCUGCACUGUUAUCCACUCGGGGACUAG